Messenger RNA from Hipposideros armiger (great roundleaf bat), 1064 nucleotides. It is a transcript of the gene ERCC1, whose product is annotated as ERCC excision repair 1, endonuclease non-catalytic subunit. Gene Ontology annotation, molecular function: damaged DNA binding; single-stranded DNA binding. The record is from RefSeq and is a predicted model, not a curated record. Gene Ontology annotation, cellular component: ERCC4-ERCC1 complex; nucleotide-excision repair factor 1 complex; nucleus. Gene Ontology annotation, biological process: mitotic recombination; UV-damage excision repair. Bases 123 to 1004 code for a protein of 293 amino acids. Lineage: Eukaryota; Metazoa; Chordata; Mammalia; Chiroptera; Hipposideridae. The transcript has 10 exons.
UAGAGAGGCCGGAAGUGCUGUGAGUCUGGGGACUCACUGUCCUAUCCGGCAGGGGAACUCCUUAUCCCUCUCUGGUUUUUACCCAGCGGUUCAGGGAGAGGAGGCCCCAGAGGAACCUCGGGAUGGAUGAAGAGGGAGUGCGGCAGCCCGCUGGGCCACCUACAAGAAAGAAAUUCUUCAUACCACUGGAUGAGGAUGAGGUCCCUCCUCCCAGGGCCAAGUCCUUAUUCAGAUCCACACGGAGCCAUCCCACCGUGGAGACCUCGGCCCAGGCAGCCCCUCAGAACUAUGCUGAGUAUGCCAUCUCGGGACCUGCAGGAGGGGCUGGAGCCACACAUUCCUCGGGCCCAGAAUCCCAGGCAGGAGAGACCCCCAACCAGACCCUGAAACCAGGGACAAAAUCCAACAGCAUCAUUGUGAGCCCCCGGCAGAGGGGCAACCCUGUGCUGAAGUUCGUGCGCAAUGUGCCCUGGGAAUUUGGCGACGUGAUUCCUGACUACGUGCUGGGCCAGAGCACCUGUGCCCUCUUUCUCAGCCUCCGCUACCACAACCUCCAUCCAGACUACAUCCACAGCCGGCUGCAGAGUCUCGGGAAGAACUUUGCCUUGCGUGUCCUGCUCGUCCAGGUGGAUGUGAAAGAUCCUCGGCAGGCCCUCAAGGAGCUAGCUAAGAUGUGCAUCCUGGCUGACUGCACCCUGAUCCUUGCCUGGAGCCCCGAGGAGGCCGGGCGGUACCUGGAGACCUACAAGGCCUACGAGCAGAAGCCAGCGGACCUCCUGAUGGAGAAGCUGGAGCAGGACUUCGUCUCCCGGGUGACUGAAUGUCUGACCACUGUAAAGUCAGUCAACAAAACGGACAGUCAGACCCUCCUGACUACUUUUGGGUCUCUGGAACAGCUCAUAGCUGCAUCUCGGGAAGAUCUGACUUUGUGCCCUGGCCUGGGGCCCCAGAAGGCCCGGAGGCUGUUUGAUGUCCUACACGAGCCCUUCCUGAAAGUGCCCUAAUGACCUCAGCUGCCAAGGAGGUCCUCUGUGUAAUAAUAAAGCAUUUUCCUGGUUCAGGUU